ACUUGCGCACAUUAGCACUCUUAACUACCACAAACUGCCUCGAUGUCCCAGCUAUACACUUCUCAUGAACCACACAAAACAAUGGUGUAGAUGUUGGCCGUCGGCGAGAGAACCCUCCAUCUCCGUCCAGAGCCGAUUGAAGCCGAGGCAACGACACCAAGAGUAGUAACCAUCUUGUCCUUCGUGCUGGAGAAGCUGGUGGCUCGAAACGACCGCCUGGUGGUCGGGUCAAGCCAGCAGCAGCUUGAUGGCCUGAGCGGCGUCGUCUCUGCUCCACUGGGGAAGAGCUUGAACGUCUUUCACGGCGUGAGAGCGCCGAGUAUUAGCAUACCCAAGUACUUGGAGAGAAUAUAUAAGUACACGGAUUGUAGCCCGUCGUGUUUAGUAGUUGGGUAUGUGUAUAUAGAUCGGUUAGUGCAUAAACACCCUGACUCGCUUGUGUUCUCACUCAAUGUUCAUAGAUUGCUGGUCACUAGUGUCAUGGUUGCCUCUAAGAUGCUGGAUGAUGUGCAUUAUAACAAUGCAUUCUAUGCUCGAGUUGGGGGAGUGAGCAACGCAGAAUUGAACAAGCUGGAAAUGGAGCUGCUUUUCUUGUUGGAUUUCGGAGUUACAGUAAGCUCUCGGGUUUUCGAGAGCUAUUGCCUGCUCUUGGAGAAGGAGAUGCUGUGGAGCAAUAGCACAGGCCAAAAGGUCGAAAGGUCAAUAAUGGCUAACGGUGUUGACAAUGUGACUGAAAUAUCAGUGGAAGAAGAUGCACACGGUUCUUCGCCGCCUCAAUUGACAGACUGAACCAAGUUUUUCUUUUCUAUAUUCAACUGGUCUGACAAUUCAUGUAACCUAAUCCAUGGGACUAUUAUUUUUUUUCCUUCUUUUCUAUACUAUGUUUUUAUGUGAUCAAUUAGCAGAAUCGUUCAGCUAUGUCUUUCACAAAAUUGACCAGUGAACAAAGUUGACUUGAUUGAAGUUGAAAGCAACACUCUUUUGAUAGCUUAAA
Cornus florida is the source of this 994-nucleotide messenger RNA. RefSeq names its product cyclin-U1-1. Gene Ontology annotation, molecular function: protein kinase binding. The record is from RefSeq and is a predicted model, not a curated record. Gene Ontology annotation, biological process: regulation of cyclin-dependent protein serine/threonine kinase activity. The transcript is spliced from 2 exons. NCBI's taxonomy places the organism in Eukaryota, Viridiplantae, Streptophyta, Magnoliopsida, Cornales, Cornaceae. The coding region runs from base 91 to 789 and encodes 232 amino acids.